This is a messenger RNA of Protopolystoma xenopodis, 471 nucleotides long. The record is from the annotation of a GenBank genome assembly. Lineage: Eukaryota; Metazoa; Platyhelminthes; Monogenea; Polystomatidea; Polystomatidae.
AUGAUUACCUUCUCCACGCCGGAGGAGCAAAGUCGCCGGCGAGGGCGUCAGUCCAUCUCGCUUCCGGUGAUCACGCCAAUCGUCAAAUCCAGACUCGAGGACUGGCAGGCCGUCUGUCUGCCAACUGAAGCCAUUCGGCCACUGGCUAACCGUUGGUCCGCUCGUCUGUCUGUAGACGCAUGCUCCAAUAUACAACGAUUUCUGGCUCUAGACAAACAAAAACGACGGCCAAAGCAGGACGCCAAACGACUGGAGGGUCUGUCUGGUGAAGGUGAUUUGGCUGUAUCGAGGCGGUUCUUUCAAGGCUCUACUGAAGUCGACCUGUUGCCGGACGGUGAGAGCCCAACUCCAGUCUGUUCGCCCAAUCGCUUCAAGGACUCCAAUCAAGCAUUCCGUUCCUUGAUCCCUUCCUCAAUCGCCGAUACCUGGCCAACUAAUCAGCAGUCUGGGCAGCCCGGAGAGAUUUUUUGA